Molecule: messenger RNA, 2341 nt
Organism: Melanotaenia boesemani (Boeseman's rainbowfish)
Lineage: Eukaryota; Metazoa; Chordata; Actinopteri; Atheriniformes; Melanotaeniidae
Product: sigma non-opioid intracellular receptor 1-like
Exons: 5
Coding region: 282-950 (222 amino acids)
Cellular component (GO): endoplasmic reticulum
Source: RefSeq, a predicted model, not a curated record
CCAAAUUCUUCAUCCACACAUGUAAAUGGGUAAUAGAAAUCACACCUUUUCAUCCUUUAAAAGAUACAUUGUGGACAACUAUUUAAGUGCCUUAAUGCUGGUUAAAAAAAAAACAACAAAAAAACCAAAACAAACAACGAACAACUCCCUCCCUACCUAUCCCCUCCACCCCCUCCCCUCCUCAGCCAGUUUGCCGCGACUCUGAAUAUAUCGUCGGCUCUGGCCAGCUCCUAUACACGCGUGUAGCCAAGUCUGCCAUCGUGUCUUUGUGUGUUUCGAUCAUGUCCGUUGUUAAAAUCACUUCAAGACUACUCGGGGUCGCCACAAUCACCGUCCUGGUCGUGCUGCUGCUGCGGAAUUGGAGGGCAGACAAACAGUACGUUUUCAACAAAGAAGAUAUUGCCAAGUUGGCCAAACAAUAUGCAGGACAGGACCAUGAGCAGACUUUCUCCGAAGUAGUGGUGGAGCUCAGAAAGAGGUAUCCUGGUCACAUCCUGCCUGAUGAGGACCUGCAGUGGGUGUUUGUGAAUACUGGAGGCUCGAUGGGCUCCAUGUGUGUCCUCCAUGCCUCUCUCACAGAGUACUUGAUGCUGUUUGGUACUGCAGUGGAUACAGGUGGACAUUCAGGUCGGUACUGGGUUGACAUCUCUGACACCAUCAUCUCUGGCACAUUCAGACAGUGGAAGGAGGGUACUACCAAGAGUGAAAUAUACCAUCCUGGUGACACCGUUGUACACGGAGCAGGAGAAGCCACAUCGGUGCAGUGGAGUGCAGGGACUUGGAUGGUUCAGUAUGGCCGAGGCUUCGUUCCUUCCACGCUGGGCUUUGCUCUAGCAGACACCAUGUUCAGCACCCAGGACUUCCUCACCAUGUACUAUACUCUACGUAUUUACAUGAAGGGUCUGCUCCUCAAGACCGGUACACUACUUACAGAGGCUGGAGUUUUCUAAGGUGCAGUAGGGGAUGAGAUACUUGCACACUGACAAUGACAUCUAAUCACCCCCCACAAGUCCUGUGGAGUGGAUGAUUGAUUUUUAUCUGUAAUUUUUGACAAUCUGAUUUGCAUCAAUUGUUCUUGUCCUCAUUAAAGUUUAGGCUAUACACAAAUGUUUAAAUCUGUCUUAAAAUUUCCAUUGAAACAUUUUAUUGUGAGUUUGGCAAUAAGACUUUUUUUUACUUCUUUCAACAUCCAUGUGAGAGCUCAGACUGCCUAUAUAGUCACCCAGGUCUAUAAUCUAUAUUAUUUUAGGAUCUAGUCUCAAGAUUUGAGGCCUUACAGAUUCUCUUCAAAAUGUUUGUUUUUCACAUCACAUUUGUGGACAGAACUUUUACAAAAGAAUAUGCAAUGUUUUAUGUGGCUCUUUAAACCGAAAAAAACCCCCAUUAUUUUCUUAUUAGACGCUAAUUUUGUAUGUAUAUGCCUUUGGAGUUGCUAUAAAAAUGCUCAUCAGUUUAGUUUUAUGAGUGAUAAAUCUUUUUACCAGCUUCAGAAACCAGCAGAAUUGAAGAAACAUGUUUUCUCCAAAGAUUUUGGCAUCAUUCACCACUUUCAUCUGACCUCAUUGCACUAUAUGUUCCUUAGAAAAUGUUUAAAACCUGUGAGAAAUCUUGAUGUUGUAGCAGCCACCAUGGUACAUGCUCAUCUCCUGCAGAGCUACUGUGCACCAGCAGAUGUUAGUAGUGCAAUUUUAACUAUUUUUUUCUCUCUCACUCACCCGUAUUGUUUGGAUUUAAGGUCUAAAAAUUCAGUAUCAGUCCAUAAGUGUUGAUUUUUUUUAACACCCCUCAGGGUUUUUUUUGUUUGUUUUGUUAGUUAGUUAGUUUUGUUUUAUUUUUGGCCCCCAGGGUUUUUUAAAAAAUGUUUUUCAAAAUUUAACACUGUAAAUUUGCACAUCAUGUUGAGCCAAACAGUUUUCACAGAAAGUGAAUGUUUGUGUAAUUCUUUUUCUUAUGUAUAGCUAAUCGGUUUAAUGAAUGUGUAAACUUGGUGGUUUUAAUUCAAACAAUGUUGGAAAGAGUGGGAAUGAGGAGAAGGGCUGAAAAACUGAGCUCCUUCACUUCAACACCUUAAGGUGUCACGUUGAUUUUUGCUGUAGCCCUCCAGAAAAAAGGAAAGGAAAACAAAACACAUGUCCACAGCUUCAUAUUUUAUAGAUAAUAAAUGUGUUUAACUUUUGAAAUCCUGCUGUAAAAGCAAACCUCUACUGCUGCCAUUACUACAGCUGAACCAUAACCAUGGUUUUAUUACUCUACAAACAGCAGUGUGUAAAGUAAUUGUACUUUAUGUGCAAUUUACUGAGUAAAGAUUGAAACUGACAAUGCCAGGUGAAAUAAAUGUUUU